UCCUGUGGGAUCAAGUAGAAUUUCAUAAGAACAUAAUGGAUGGAGGGGAGAAAGCCUAUGGUGGCUGUGAAGGCCCUGACGCCAUGUAUGUCAAAUUAAUAUCUUCUGAUAGGCAUGAAUUUAUUGUAAAAAGAGAACAUGCGUUAACAUCAGGAACAAUAAAGGCCAUGUUGAGUGGACCAGGGCAGUUUGCUGAGAAUGAAACCAAUGAGGUCAAUUUCAGAGAUAUCCCUUUGCACGUGCUAUCGAAAGUAUGCAUGUAUUUUACCUACAAGGUCCGCUACACUAACAGCUCCACUGAGAUUCCUGAAUUCCCAAAUGCACCUGAAAUUGCACUGGAGCUGCUUAUGGCUGCCAACUUCCUAGAUUGUUAAAUAGAAUAAAUUAUAAUAAACUGUUCAUUUUUUCAGUAUUUAAUACCUGUAGUUCAGUUAGUCAUUUUUCCACAUAUAGCAUGUUACCUGUAUGAAAUUGAACUUUAAAGUUAAUUGCUGAGCAGAUUCCUUCUGUCAUUUGUAUAGCAGAGUUGAAAUUUGUUUACUACAUCAACAAAUUAAGGACGUUCACAAGCCAAGAAAUAAACAAAUAAUGCCAGUUUGUAGGUGGUUUGCUUUCUCCUUUGGAUGUGACCUUUAAAAUUAUAAGUAAUAUAGCAAAUCCUGGAAUGUAAGCAUAAAUGAACAUAUUCUA
This is a messenger RNA of Peromyscus californicus insignis, 690 nucleotides long. Its product is annotated as elongin-C-like. The record is from RefSeq and is a predicted model, not a curated record. The transcript has a single exon. Gene Ontology annotation, molecular function: protein-macromolecule adaptor activity. NCBI's taxonomy places the organism in Eukaryota, Metazoa, Chordata, Mammalia, Rodentia, Cricetidae. Gene Ontology annotation, biological process: ubiquitin-dependent protein catabolic process. Bases 36 to 374 code for a protein of 112 amino acids. Gene Ontology annotation, cellular component: elongin complex.